GGUAUCUUCGUUUUUCCUUUGUGGAUAGAGUAGAAGAUAUAGUAACUGAGCCAAGAAAAAGCCUUUGGUCACUAAAGCCAUGGCUACUGUCAUUGCUUUCUCUUUUUCCAGCUUCAAUUCUCCUCGUCCUCCCUCUACUCACGCGCCGCCGGCUUUCAACCCACCUCAACUCCGGUUCAAAGGCAUCAAAUUCCGAAGCCAAUUCCAAAACAAUCCAUCCUUUUCACGUUUUUCAUUGGCGUCUAAGCUCAAUAAUCAUGGCAUAUUGAGGCUCACGAUUGUAAGGGCCGCUGCGGAUGAAGCAGGGAACGCCACCUCCGAAGCAGAAGCGUCGCCGGCGGCGGCGGCGACCGUCUCCGAUCAGACAGUAUCCGUCGCGGUCUCCCCCUCCGACGGCUUGACAAUGUAUUUUCAGGCAGAAGGAACAAUGACCGACUCUGCUAUUCCUGCUGUUACUAAGGCUUUGGAGGGAAUGGAAGGCAUUUCGGAUCUCAAGGUUCAAGUUGUCGAGGGACUUGCAAGUGUUGAGUUAACAAAGCAAACAACUGUACAAGCUACUGGGGUGGCUUCAAACUUGGUUGAGACAAUGCAAGGCUCUGGCUUCAAGUUGCAUACGUUGAAUUUGAGCUUCCAAGAUGAAGAAGAUAUCCCCUAAAUUUGUAUUCCCUUUACUGUUUGUGAUGAACUUGUCAAUUAAUUGUUCUCGUCCGAAUUUUGAGAAUUUGUUUUGAGAAUUUGUUUUAGGUCCGAUCGCUUGUAGUUCACAAACAAUCACUAUUUGAUUCAUGUAAAAUUGUUUAUUACACCUUAUGAAUUGACUCAAAUGAGUACGUGAUUUUUUUUCUUCAUUGCAA
This is a messenger RNA of Striga asiatica, 854 nucleotides long. The record is from the annotation of a GenBank genome assembly. NCBI's taxonomy places the organism in Eukaryota, Viridiplantae, Streptophyta, Magnoliopsida, Lamiales, Orobanchaceae.